AUGAAUGUCACACGAAAAUAUCACACAGCAUCCAUAUUAGCAAAUGGGUCCGUAUUAGUUACCGGUGGACAGAGCAACAGUAGUUACCUCAAUAGUACUGAAUUGUACAAUCCAUCAACAGGCACUUGGACAACCACAGGAAGCAUGAGUACCGCACGAGGAUAUCAUAUAGCAUCCUCAUUGGCAAAUGGAUCCAUAUUAGUUGCUGGUGGAUUGAACAGCAGCGGUGGUUAUCUCAGUAGUGCUGAGUUGUAUAAUCCAUCAACAGGUACUUGGACAACUACAGGAAGCAUGAAUAUCGCACGACAAUAUCACACAGCAUCUACAUUAGUAAAUGGAUUAGUAUUAGUUGCUGGUGGAACAAACAGCGGUAGUAGUUCUCUCAAUAGUGCUGAACUGUAUAAUCCAUCAACAGGCACUUGGACAAUGGUAGGAAACAUGAGUGUCGCACGAUAUUGGCACACAGCAUCCAUAUUAGCGAAUGGUUCCGUAUUAGUUGCCGGCGGUGAAUCGAACAGCAGUAGUAGUUAUCUCAACAGUGCUGAAUUGUACAAUCCAUCAACAGGCACUUGGACAACUACAGGAAGCAUGAAUGUUGCACGAUAUUAUCACAUAGCAUCCACAUUAGCAACUGGAUUAGUAUUAGUUGCUAGUGGAUAUGGUAGUAGUGCUUAUCUCAAUAGUGCUGAAUUGUACGAGCCAUCAACAGGCACUUGGACAGCCACAGGAAGCAUGACUGUUGCACGAAUUAGUCCCACAGCAUCUACAUUAGCUAAUGGAUUAGUAUUAGUUAGUGGUGGAUACAACGGUAGUUAUCUGAAUAGUGCUGAAUUGUACAAUCCAUCAACAGGCACUUGGAUAACUACAGCAAACAUGAGUAUCAUACGAAGAUAUCACACAGCAUCCACAUUAGCAAAUGGCUUAGUAUUAGUUACUGGUGGAUACAAUGGUGGUGCUCUCAAUAGUGCUGAGCUUUAUUAA
Molecule: messenger RNA, 981 nt
Organism: Adineta steineri
Lineage: Eukaryota; Metazoa; Rotifera; Eurotatoria; Adinetida; Adinetidae
Source: the annotation of a GenBank genome assembly